AUGGGGCGCCACGCGAAUCCCGACAUUCGACGCGCCUUCGCCGAGUUCCAGGACCAGGACACACCUUCGAAAUGCAACAAAGUGCGAUGUCUCCACUGCGGUUUCGUGCGCGCGAAGAAUACCACGCGCCAAAUCGAGCACCUCCACGCCUGCGAAGCCUAUCUGGCCUCUCCCGAAGCGCAACAAUGGCAUGCACAGAAUGGCGACGAAAACUCCAUGAACGCGGGCAUGGCGCCCAACUCUGUGCUCAGCGGCCAGCAGCCCAAUCCGAAUCUCCAGAUCAAUCGGAGAGGCCCCAACAACAAGCGCGCCCGUGAUGGCCAGCAACUUGCGCCCCAUAUGAACAUGCCACCGCCCAUUGCGCCGUCGCUGACUGCCCAUCUCCUCACCAUAUGCGCGCAGCCGUUCACGCAAGCAACACAGCAGCCUUUCCUCUCGCAUGCGGGCUGCGGUUCUCUAGCACCCGGUCCGCUCUCACAAUGGCUGGUUCAGGAUGGCCACUAUGCGCGCGGGUUUAUACGAUUUGUGGGACAGCUGCUUGCUAAAUUGCGCCUGCCGCAGACUGCAAAUUCGCAGUUCCAUCCCAUGUAUAGGACCAUGGAUCUGCUUAUAUCUGCUUUGAACAACAUGCGCCGGGAAAUGUCCUUCUUCGAGAUCACAGCUACGAAAUAUGGCCUCACGCUUAACCAGGAUCCUCCCACGCCUAUUACACGAGCGCUGCUGGAUCUGUUCGUGAGUGCAAGUAGCUCGAGUGCUUCUUUGCUGGAGGGCAUGGUGGUAUUGUGGGGUACUGAACACUGCUACCGUACAGCCUGGCAGUACGCGUCCUCGUUCAGCAGCUCUCUCUCCACGCCGAGUACCGAUAACCACAUCGUUGCCCUUCACCAAGCACUGAUACCGAACUGGACAUCGCCCGCAUUCAGCAAAUUCAUCGACGCGAGCAGAGCGCUCGUCGACGAGCUUGCCAACAUCACUACAGCCCGUGACGGCAAAGAAGAGAUGACGCGAUGCGAAGAAAUAUUUCGCCAAAUAUGUUGGCUAGAGGAGCGCUUCUGGCCGGACGUUGAUGGCAUGGGCGAAGAGGACGACAGCGCGAGACUCGGUCCUAACCUCGGCCCUAUGGGUACAGGCAUGGACAACGGAAUGAACAACGGAAUGAGCAACGCGAUAAAUAACGGCAUGAACGGGCCUAUGCAAAUGAAUGGACCUCAGAUGAAUGAAGCGCAGAUGAACGGCCUACCGAACGGCCUUCCGAGUGGCUCCAUACAGAUGAACGGUCAGAUGAAUGGUCAAAUGAGCUCCCAGAUGCAGCCGCAGAUGAACUCACAGAUGAACAAUGGCGAGAGACCGGCGGGUGGUGAUGGGAGAAAUAACUUUGCUGGACUGGAGUCUGUGGGUCAGAGCUCAUGA
Molecule: messenger RNA, 1410 nt
Organism: Didymosphaeria variabile
Lineage: Eukaryota; Fungi; Ascomycota; Dothideomycetes; Pleosporales; Didymosphaeriaceae
Exons: 2
Coding region: 1-1410 (469 amino acids)
Source: RefSeq, a predicted model, not a curated record